Messenger RNA from Panicum virgatum (switchgrass), 366 nucleotides. RefSeq lists its product as uncharacterized. The transcript has 3 exons. The record is from RefSeq and is a predicted model, not a curated record. NCBI's taxonomy places the organism in Eukaryota, Viridiplantae, Streptophyta, Magnoliopsida, Poales, Poaceae. Bases 1 to 366 code for a protein of 121 amino acids.
AUGCUGAAUCUGCGGCACUCCCCGUCUUCGCUGUCCUCCUCCUCUCUCUCUCCCCACGAGUCGCUGCAUCUUCUCCGUGGCCUGCCGCUCUGGAUUGACCCACUGGGCCCUUGCACGCAGGCGUCGGAGGCGAUCAAGAAGGUGGUCUUCGGAGGCCAGGUCACGGAGGAGGAGGCCGACAGCCUCACCAAGAGGAAGCCAUGCUCCGCGCCCAAGUGGAAGGAGAUGACGGGAAGCGGCAUCUUCGCGGCCGGGAGCAAUGGCGACGCUGGGGAGGCCGCCGCCGCCGCGAAGCCCGCGCGGACUGCCCCGCGCCAGGUGCCAAAAUCUGUGCUGAGCUUUUGUUUGGAUACAAAAAAAUUUUAA